Molecule: messenger RNA, 3703 nt
Organism: Oncorhynchus tshawytscha (Chinook salmon)
Lineage: Eukaryota; Metazoa; Chordata; Actinopteri; Salmoniformes; Salmonidae
Product: semaphorin-3F
Exons: 18
Coding region: 401-2725 (774 amino acids)
Biological process (GO): negative regulation of axon extension involved in axon guidance; axon guidance; positive regulation of cell migration
Molecular function (GO): chemorepellent activity; semaphorin receptor binding
Source: RefSeq, a predicted model, not a curated record
UGCAGUCACAGACCUUCACAGCAUAGGACCCUCAUGAGGAGACGACAUACGGACCUAUAUUAUUAUUUUAUUUUCAGAUGGACGGGGGCAAUGGGAAUAUGACAUAAACUGUUGAAAUUAUCAUUCUAUAAAUCUUGAUCUGAAAUCUAUGGGAUAUGUUUUUUUGUGGUUUGGAAAUAAUUCGAGAGAGAUUAAGAAACUCUGCGGCUCUAGGCUAUAGGGUUAUAACUGAGUGAACGUUUAAGCAUUUAAGACCUUUUCAACCGGAUUUUCGUUGUUUUCGUGUGGAACUUCAGUAUCUUAAAUUGUUGAGCGAGACGCCCAAGGAAUGUAGCGAUAACAUCUUAUUAUCUUAUUUCUGGUCUCCUACACGAGAAAAAGAAAAAGACCUGUCUCUACUAUGGAUAGUGCCAAGACAGCGACUCGAGCCCUACUCCUCCUGUUGAGUUUCUGUGUUUGCAGUACCUCAGGCCUCCAACAGUCUGCUCCGAGGAUACGCCUGUCUUUCAAAGAGUUGUUGGACACCAGAGCAGUCCGUCCCUUCUCCUUCUCCUUCAACACCAGUGACUACCGCAUCCUGCUGAUGGACCAGGACCAGGGCCGUCUCUACCUGGGCAGCCGGGAGUACCUGGUGGCCCUGGACAUGCACAACGUCAACAAGGAGCCCCUCAUAAUCCAUUGGCCAACCUCUGACAAGAGAAGAGGGGAGUGUCGGAUGACAGGAAAAGGAGGACAGGGUGAGUGUGCAAACUUUGUGCGUAUGAUAGAGCCAUGGAACCGCACCCACCUGUACACCUGUGGGACUGGAGCCUACCAACCCAUCUGCACCUUUAUCAACAGGGGCUGGAAGGCAGAGGACUAUGUGUUCAGGCUAGUUCCUGGAUUUACGGAAUCAGGGAAGGGAAAAUGUUCCUACGACCCUUCCCAGGAGAAUAUUGCUGCUCUUAUCGAUGGGAAUCUGUAUGCGGGGGUCCAUGUAGACUUCAUGGGGACAGACGCAGCCCUCUUUAGGACCAUGGGGGGCAGAACAACAGUCAGGACAGAGCAGUAUGACUCCAAAUGGCUCAAUGAGCCCGUGUUCAUUCAGAUCCAGCAGAUUCCUGACAGCUCCGAGAGGAAUGAUGAUAAACUCUACUUCUUCUUCCGGGAGAAGAGUCUGGAUACAGGGGGAGGGGCCAGCCCCAGUGUGUUGGCCAGAGUGGGACGAGUGUGUCUGAAUGAUGAGGGGGGUCAGAAGUCCCUGGUGAACAGAUGGACCACCUUCCUGAAAGCCCGCCUGGUGUGCUCUGUGAUCGGAGACGAUGGGGUGGAGACCUUGUUUGACGAAUUGAGGGAUGUUUUUAUCCAGCCAACGCAAGAUGAACGCAACCCUGUGGUCUAUGCCCUCUUCACAACUGCUGGCUCUGUGUUCAAGGGCUCAGCAGUCUGUGUGUACUCCAUGGCUGACAUCCGCAACGUAUUCAAUGGACCCUUCUCCCACAAACAUGGUCAUAACUACCAGUGGACAGCCUACACCGGCAAGAUUCCUUACCCUCGCCCUGGCACAUGUCCAGGAGGAACAUUCACCCCGGGCAUUCGCACCUCUAAGGACUUCUCAGACGAGGCAGUGAACUUCAUGCGAGCCCAUCCCCUCAUGUACCACCCUGUGUACCCUAUCCACCGUCGCCCCCUGGUGGUGAGGACUGGGGUGGACUACCGCUUCACAGCCCUGGUGGUGGACCAGGUGGACGCCGUGGAUGGCCGAUACGAGGUGCUCUUCCUGGGCACAGAUCGUGGCACUGUCCAAAAGGUCAUAGUUUUACCCAAGGACCCGAGCACCAUGGAGGAGCUCACCCUGGAGGAAGUGGAGGUUUUCAGGACACGUGCUGCUGUUAAAACAAUGAAGAUCUCAUCUAAAAGGCAACAGCUGUACGUGUCAUCGGAGGCAGGGCUUACCCAGGUAUCUCUGCAUCGUUGUGGGGUAUAUGGGAGGGCCUGUUCCGACUGCUGUCUGGCACGGGACCCUUACUGCGCCUGGGACGGGGAGAGCUGCUCCGCUUUCACCCCCGCCACCAAGAGGAGGAGCAGAAGACAGGAUGUGAAACAUGGGGAUCCACUGCGACAGUGCAGAGGCUUCAAUGCCAAAGUGGAGAAUCGUCCUAGAGAGACAGUCCAGUUUGGUGUGGAGGGGAGCAGUACCUUCCUGGAGUGUCAGCCUCGCUCUCCCCAGGCUACAGUCAAGUGGCUCUAUCAGAGAGAAGGAAGGAGGAAAGUGCUCAACCGGGACAGAGAGUAUCUGAAGACAGCCCACGGGAUCCUUCUGAAGUCCCUCAGCCAAUCGGAUGCCGGGCUCUACCACUGCCUGGCCACAGAGAACAACUUCAAACACACUGUGGCCCGGGUGUCGCUGCGCAUUCUGGACCGAGACAUCGUGCUGGCCCUCACCUCCCCUGACAACGACCCCAUGACCUCCAACAGCCCUCCCACUGGACGGGGGAGACAACAUGACCCCAAGCAGCAGAGGGUCCCUCCAACCCCCCCUUUCACAGACACCCUGUCCCAGCCGGAGGUCAGGCUGAUCCACCAGUACUGUCAGUCCUACUGGGAGCAGCUGAGGCACAAGCAGCAACAGCCCAAACGCACUUCCAGGAGACACACAGAGAGCCAGGAGCAAGAGCCGGAGGAGCAACAGCCUAAACGCAUCAGCAGAAGACACACAGAGAGCCAGGAGACCCAAGGAGGAUAGAGGACUGGACUUCCAACACUAGCCAGCUAGGACACUCCUGUGGUAGACUACAGAUCCAUGUUUGACACCAAACAUGAGUUUCAUCUCUCUUUGUACAUUGAAUGACGUGAUACCGACCCUCACACAACCCAGUAUCUCAGUAUAGAAAUGUAAUAUAUCGAUACGUGUAUAUAUUUUACCAUCAUAAUAGAUCCAUGGUUUAUUAAUGUUUAAUGGUUAUGACAUAAAACAUUUGAUAAACAUUUGCCUUUGCAUGCUUUAUUCGGUUGGAAAUGUGUACAUUUUGCUGUUCAGCGUUGAGCGAUAAUGUUUUGGUGUGAUGUACAUCUUUGAAUUGUGUGCGUGGACGGUGGUGGAUUGAAAGGGACGUGAGGGAUCUUUCAACAAAACAGAUCAUCUCCACAUGUAGAGGAAUAAGACGGUAAAUCCCAUGUGUGCAUAAUCUCUGUAUUACAUUAUAAUACUACAUUCCAGCCAUAUCAAAUUGUCACUUUUAAUGGGAACAGGUAUAAAGAAGAUUGUGAAGAAGACCUCACCAUAUGUUCUAAUGAUAUUGAGCAACAUACUGCAAUGUGUAGUACAGAAACGUACUGUAAUGUGUAGUACAAAAACAUACUGUAAUGUGUAGUACAGAAACAUACUGUAAUGUGUUGUACAGAAACAUACUGUAAUUUGUAGUACAGAAACAUACUGCAAUGUGUUGUACAGAAACACACUGUAAUGUGUUGUACAGAAACAUACUGUAAUGUGUUGUACAGAAACACACUGUAAUGUGUUGUACAGAAACAUACUGUAAUGUGUUGUACAGAAACAUACUGUAAUUUGUUGUACAGAAACAUACUGUAAUGUGUCGUACAGAAACAUACUGUAAUGCGUCGUACAGAAACAUACUGUAAUGCGUUGUACAUACUCCGCAUGAGUCCUACACUGGAAACGUUUGAACGGCAAAUAUAAAGAUAUGUGAUCCCAUCAAUCGUU